Messenger RNA from Lacerta agilis (Sand lizard), 2088 nucleotides. RefSeq names its product tectonic family member 3 (gene TCTN3). The transcript is spliced from 13 exons. Bases 1 to 1554 code for a protein of 517 amino acids. Gene Ontology annotation, biological process: smoothened signaling pathway; cilium assembly. NCBI's taxonomy places the organism in Eukaryota, Metazoa, Chordata, Lepidosauria, Squamata, Lacertidae. The record is from RefSeq and is a predicted model, not a curated record.
AUGGCCGCCGAAAAGCCGGUACUCUUGUUGCUGCUGCUGUUGUCGGUCGCGGCGUCGGGGAAGGCGAAGCCCCGGGAUGAAAACAGCACUCUAGAAGCAGAGGAAGCGCCCACGAAUGAGACGAGCCCCACUGAGGCGCCCACCCGUGAGGUGGCCGAAGUCCUGAGGAAAGAGAGACUCGAACCCAGAGCUGGCACUUCUUCGUCCAUCUGCCCCUGUGACCUGCACCCAGGCUUCUGCGACCUCAACUGCUGCUGUGAUUCAAGCUGUGGCUCAGAUUGUAGCACGGGGGGCCCUGAAUGUCCCUUCUCUUUUUGUCUUCCAGGCAGCACCAGGGCUGUGAGUCAGGCGUGCUUGGAAAAAUCCACAAUUUUCCAAAAUAACACCCCUUACCGUACUGAUGUCCUUCCUGGUCCUGGUGGAUGUGUAUUGCUGUUCUGUGUGGAGCUAAAUGAUCCAAAGCUGAACUAUUUACAGCAGCCACAGGUGGUUACAAAAGUCAACUUUCCAGCACUUUCAGCGCAAUAUGGAGGGUCGUCUUUCAACUUGCCUGAUCAAGUUCUGUCAUCACCAUCUGCCUUUUACCGGGUUGGGGAUCCAAUACAGACUUAUUUUGCUGCAUCAUCUGUAUUAAGUAUACUCAAACAACCAGUGGGGAUUGGAACCAGCCAACUUUGCAUAGAUGAGAAUCCUGCUGGUUUCUUGGAGAGCAAAAACACAAGCUGCAUUCGGAUCCUUACUGACUUGACAAGCAGCUGCACUACUGACCCUGCACUGGAUGCAGCUUCAUAUUACCGUGGCUUCAGUGUGCUGAAGGUCCCAGUCAACAUGACUAUUUUCCAACCCAUACAGGUCAACAUCAUCCCUGUUGCAGAGCCUGCAUCUCCUUCACUAAGUGGUAGCACGUGCCACAGUGUUGUUUCUGAGGUGAGCUAUGAGGUGGAGUUCAAUGGGAUUCAUGGAAUUCAGAAAGUGUCUGUUCAAUUCAAAGUUGCCAGUAUAUCUGGGGAUCCAAGCGCCAUACUGCAGCAGCGCUUUUCUCUUCAUUUUGGGAGUAGGAGCCCUUCUCUCACCAAACAGAGAAGUGGGAACCCUGGAUAUAUUAUAGGAGCACCACUAAUAGUUCUGUAUAAUGGCACCCAGCAGCAUAUAACCAUUUUACAGAAUCAAGUUGAUGGUCAGUGCUCAGCAACUGAAAGGUAUAAAGUAAAGUUUAGAGAAAAUGUGAGGACAGGCUGCCAGUUCAGUGUACCCUUCAAGCUGGAGGAAGCAAACUGUAGCCAUUUCCAAGAGACACUAUACCAAGCCUUCCAGGGAAAAUACGACUCAGGCGGUUUGGCCAUAACUGGCAAUGCUGACCCAAACCGUCCAGGAGAGCGGACCAACAUCUUCACCCAGGGGUGCAAAAUGCAGGAUGGACAUUGUAUGGUUCCCAUUUCCCUGAAGAUCCAAGUGAUAUGGGCCCACGUAGGCCUCCAGUCUAAUCCACAAGCUCAUAUACUGGGAGCAAGAUACCAUUAUCUCUGCAAAUCUAUGAAGGUCUGUCACAAAUAAUGUCUUAGGGCUGUUUUCUGUUUCUUUGGACCACUUCAGAUGUAAUGCAAAGUGUAUGAGCUAUAGUGAGUUCACACAUUUAACCUCUUUUGUGCAUCAGAGAAGAUUGAAAGCUACAUUCGAUUUUAAACUAACCAGAGCUCACUGUUGCAUCUAAACUCAGUGAAUUCUGGUUUGUUUAAACUCUGAGUAGUUCAAACAAGCUAGCAUCAAACAGUGGUUUAUUAUCCUGAUUUGUUCACUACCUAGUGUUUGAACCUACCAGAGUUGCCCUAUUUCAGGAACUUGCUUAGUUAAAAACUAGAAGUAGAUGCUUCCUAUAAUCUUCUCUGACACAUGCCAGAGGAGAAGGGGAGCCCAAGACUUAAUGUUGUUUGUACACAUAAAGCUAAACCAGGGGCCAGAUCUUUCUCUCCCUCCCCACCCCGCAGGCCAACUUUGACAAUUGGGCAGGACCACCUAAAGCAAGAGGGUGACCAAGCAAGAUUGAAUACCCCAUGCAUCAACUUAUGCUUUGGGUAGUUCAGUCCUGCU